GCGGCGCCGCGCGUGAAGGGCCGCCUGGGGCCGAGCGGGCGCCGCCAACAUGUCGGAUACCAAGGUAAAAGUUGCCGUCCGGGUCCGGCCCCUGAACCGACGAGAACUGGAACUGAACACCAAGUGCGUGGUGGAGAUGGAAGGGAAUCAAACGGUCCUGCACCCUCCUCCUUCUAACACCAAACAGGGAGAAAGGAAACCUCCCAAGGUAUUUGCGUUUGAUUAUUGCUUUUGGUCCAUGGAUGAAUCUAACACUACAAAAUAUGCUGGUCAAGAAGUGGUUUUCAGGUGCCUUGGGGAAGGAAUUCUUGAGAAAGCCUUUCAGGGGUAUAAUGCUUGCAUUUUUGCAUAUGGACAGACAGGCUCAGGAAAAUCCUUCUCCAUGAUGGGCAGUGCUGAGCAGCGGGGCCUCAUUCCAAGGCUCUGCUGUGCUUUAUUUCAAAGGAUCUCUCUGGAGCAAAAUGAGUCACAGACCUUUAAAGUCGAAGUAUCCUAUAUGGAAAUUUAUAAUGAGAAAGUUCGGGAUCUUUUAGACCCCAAAGGGAGUAGACAGUCUCUUAAAGUUCGAGAGCAUAAAGUUUUGGGACCAUAUGUAGAUGGUUUAUCCCAACUGGCUGUCACUAGUUUUGAGGAUAUCGAGUCAUUGAUGUCUGAGGGAAAUAAGUCUCGGACGGUAGCUGCGACCAACAUGAAUGAAGAAAGUAGCCGCUCCCAUGCUGUGUUCAACAUCAUCAUCACACAGACGCUGUAUGACCUACAGUCUGGGAAUUCGGGAGAGAAAGUGAGCAAGGUCAGCUUGGUGGACCUGGCGGGUAGCGAGAGAGUGUCUAAAACGGGAGCCGCGGGAGAGCGACUGAAAGAAGGCAGCAACAUUAACAAAUCACUUACAACCUUGGGGUUGGUUAUCUCAUCGCUGGCUGACCAGGCAGCUGGCAAGGGUAAAAACAAGUUUGUGCCUUAUCGCGAUUCAGUCCUCACUUGGCUUCUUAAGGACAAUCUGGGGGGCAACAGCCAGACCUCUAUGAUUGCCACCAUUAGCCCAGCAGCGGACAACUACGAAGAGACCCUCUCCACACUGAGAUAUGCCGAUCGAGCCAAAAGGAUCGUUAACCAUGCCAUUGUGAAUGAGGAUCCCAAUGCAAAAGUCAUCCGGGAACUGCGGGAGGAAGUGGAGAAACUGAGAGAGCAACUCUCGCAGGCUGAGGCUAUGAAGGCCCCUGAACUGAAAGAGAAGCUCGAAGAGUCUGAAAAGCUGAUAAGAGAACUAACAGUGACUUGGGAAGAGAAGCUGAGGAAAACAGAAGAAAUUGCACAGGAGAGGCAACGACAACUUGAAAGUAUGGGGAUUUCCCUGGAGACGUCUGGUAUCAAGGUGGGGGAUGACAAGUGCUACUUAGUCAACCUGAAUGCAGACCCUGCUCUCAACGAACUUCUGGUUUAUUAUUUAAAGGACCAUACCAGGGUAGGUGCAGAUACCUCUCAGGACAUCCAGCUCUUUGGGAUAGGAAUUCAGCCUGAGCACUGUGAGAUUGAUAUUGCUUCUGAUGGAGAGGUCACCCUCACUCCAAAAGAAAAUGCAAGGUCCUGUGUAAACGGCACCCUCGUGUGCAGCACCACCCAGCUGUGGCACGGGGACAGAAUCCUGUGGGGAAAUAACCACUUCUUCAGAAUUAAUUUACCUAAGAGGAAACGGCGAGAUUGGUUGAAAGACUUUGAAAAAGAAACGGGCCCGCCAGAGCAUGACCUGGAUGCAGCCAGUGAGGCUUCCUCGGAACCAGACUAUAACUAUGAAUUUGCACAGAUGGAAGUUAUCAUGAAAACGCUGAAUAGUAAUGACCCAGUUCAAAAUGUGGUUCAGGUCCUGGAGAAACAGUACCUGGAAGAGAAGAGGAGCGCCCUUGAGGAGCAGCGCCUCAUGUAUGAGCGGGAGCUGGAGCAGCUCCGCCAGCAGCUGUCCCCCGAGAGGCGGCCCCAGAGCAGCGGCCCGGACCGCCUGGCCUACAGCAGCCAGACGGCUCAGCAGAAAGUGACCCAGUGGGCAGAGGAGAGGGAUGAACUCUUCCGCCAAAGCCUGGCAAAGCUGCGGGAGCAGCUGGUCAAAGCUAACACCUUGGUGAGGGAGGCUAACUUCUUAGCCGAGGAGAUGAGCAGACUUACCGACUACCAGGUGACUCUGCAGAUCCCUGCUGCAAACCUCAGUGCCAAUAGAAAGAGAGGAGCGAUAGUGAGCGAGCCAGCUAUUCAGGUGAGGAGGAAAGGAAAGAGCACCCAAGUGUGGACCAUCGAGAAGCUGGAGAAUAAAUUAAUUGAUAUGCGAGACCUUUAUCAAGAAUGGAAGGAGAAGGUUCCUGAGACAAAGCGACUCUACGGGAAACGAGGUGACCCUUUCUAUGAAGCCCAAGAGAAUCACAACCUAAUUGGCGUGGCCAAUGUGUUCUUGGAGUGUCUGUUCUGUGAUGUGAAACUUCUGUAUGCAGUUCCUAUCAUCAGCCAGCAGGGGGAGGUUGCCGGGCGUCUCCAUGUGGAAGUGAUGCGAGUUACAGGCGCCGUCCCGGAGCGCGUGGUGGAGGAUGACUCCUCGGAGAACUCCAGUGAAAGCGGGAGUCUUGAAGUCGUAGACAGCAGCGGGGAAAUCAUUCACCGAGUCAAAAAACUGACGUGCCGGGUAAAAAUUAAAGAGGCAACUGGGCUGCCCUUAAACCUCUCAAAUUUCGUCUUCUGUCAAUACACAUUCUGGGACCAGUGUGAAUCCACAGUGGCCGCCCCAGUAGUGGACCCAGAGGUGCCUUCCCCACAGUCCAAGGAUGCUCAGUACACUGUGACCUUCUCUCACUGUAAGGACUACGUGGUGAGUGUAACGGAAGAAUUCCUGGAGUUCAUUUCAGACGGAGCACUGGCCAUCGAAGUAUGGGGCCACCGGUGCACCGGGAACGGCAGCUCUGUCUGGGAAGUCGAUUCCCUUCAUGCUAAGACAAGAACGUUGCAUGACAGGUGGAACGAGGUUACUCGCAGAAUAGAGAUGUGGAUCUCCAUACUAGAGCUGAAUGAGCUGGGGGAGUACGCGGCUGUGGAGCUUCACCAGGCAAAAGAUGUCAACACAGGAGGUGUCUUUCAACUCAGACAGGGUCAUUCCCGGAGAGUGCAAGUCACAGUGAAACCUGUCCAGCAUUCUGGGACACUGCCACUCAUGGUCGAAGCUAUCUUGUCCAUCUCCAUUGGCUGCGUGACUGCCAGGUCCACCAAGCUCCAGAGAGGGCUGGACAGUUACCAGAGAGAUGAUGAGGAUGGUGAUGAUAUGGAUAGUUAUCAGGAAGAAGACUUAAACUGUGUGAGAGAGAGGUGGUCUGAUGCCCUCAUUAAACGGCGAGAAUACCUAGAUGAACAGAUUAAAAAAGUCAGCAAUAAAAAAGAGAAGACGGAGGACGAUGUGGAGCGGGAAGCCCGUCUGGUGGAGCAGUGGGUAGGGCUGACGGAGGAGCGGAAUGCCGUGCUGGUGCCUGCGCCGGGCAGCGGGAUCCCCGGGGCGCCUGCCGACUGGAUCCCACCACCUGGAAUGGAAACCCACAUACCUGUUCUCUUCCUUGAUUUGAACGCGGAUGACCUCAGUGCCAAUGAGCAGCUUGUGGGCCCCCAUGCAUCGGGCGUGAACUCCAUCCUCCCCAAGGAGCAUGGCAGCCAGUUUUUCUACCUGCCCAUCAUAAAGCACAGUGAUGAGGAGGUUUCAGCCACAGCCUCCUGGGACUCCUCGGUGCAUGAUUCCGUUCACUUGAAUAGGGUCACCCCACAGAAUGAACGGAUUUACCUGAUAGUGAAGACCACAGUCCAGCUCAGCCACCCGGCUGCUAUGGAGCUGGUAUUACGAAAACGGAUUGCAGCCAAUAUUUACAACAAACAGAGUUUCACCCAGAGUUUAAAGAGGAGAAUAUCACUGAAGAAUAUAUUUUAUUCCUGUGGUGUAACCUAUGAAAUAGUAUCCAACAUACCAAAGGCAACAGAGGAGAUUGAGGACCGGGAGACUCUGGCUCUCCUGGCAGCGAGGAGUGAGAACGAAGGCACAGCAGACGGGGAGACGUACAUCGAGAAGUAUACGCGAGGCGUGCUGCAGGUGGAGAACAUCCUGAGCCUGGAACGGCUCCGGCAGGCAAUCACGGUCAAAGAAGCGCUUUCCACCAAAGCUCGGCACCUGCGGCGAAGCCUCAGCACACCAAAUGUUCAUAAUGUCUCUUCUAGUCGACCAGACCUUUCUGGCUUUGACGAUGAUGAUAAGGGUUGGCCAGAGAACCAGUUAGACAUGUCUGACUACAGCCCCAGUUACCAGGAUGUAUCGUGUUAUGGAACUUUGCCCAGGGAUUCACCUCGAAGGAGUAAAGAAGGUUGUACAUCAGAGAAUCCUCAUGCCUUAACAGUCAGCCCUUUUAAAGCAUUCUCACCUCAGCCGCCAAAGUUUUUCAAGCCCCUAAUGCCUGUAAAAGAAGAGCAUAAGAAAAGGAUGGCGCUUGAAGCAAGGCCUCUUCUAAGCCAGGAGAGCAUGUCUCCACCUCAGACACAUAACCCUGGCUGCAUUGUGCCCUCGGGAAGCAAUGGCAGCAGCAUGCCUGUAGAACACAAUAGCAAACGUGAGAAGAAGAUUGACUCUGAGGAGGAGGAAAACGAUCUAGAAGCUCUUAACCGGAAGCUGAUAAGUUCACAGCCUUACGUACCUGUGGAGUUUGCCGACUUCAGCGUUUACAAUGCCAGCUUGGAGAACAGAGAGUGGUUUUCUUCUAAAGUCGAUUUGACGAACUCAAAGGUCCUAGAGAAAGAAGUGUCCUGCAGCCCCACCACCAGCAGCAUCACCAGUGGCUACUUUUCCCACAGUGCCUCCAAUGCCACCCUGUCUGACAUGGUGGUCCCUUCUAGUGACAGCUCAGAUCAGCUGGCCCUUCAGACAAAGGAUGCAGACACCAGUGAGCAUCCCGGAGCAUCACUUGUGCAUGACUUCAGACCAUCCUCAAACAAAGAGUUGACAGAACUAGAAAGAGGCCUGGUAAAGGAUAAGAUAACUAUGGUGCCACUCAAGGAAAACAGUGCCUUAGCCAAAGGGAGCCCAUCAUCCCAAAGCAUCCCUGAGAAAAACUCCAAAACCCACUGUAGGACCAGCUCAUGUUCAGAACAAGAUGCCUGCUCCAGCAAAAAUGGCCAGCCGGCCAGGGAAUUCUGCCCCAGGGAGGUGACCAUAGAACACACCACAAACAUCCUCGAGGACCAUUCUUUCACAGAGUUUAUGGGUGUGUCAGAUGGGAAAGAUUUUGAUGGUUUGACAGAUCCUUCUGCUGGAGAACUUUCGAGUAGGAGGAACCUACCAAAUACAACAGACAGUAAGAGUGUCUCAGAUGGGCCACAGGACCCUGGCCAGCUGUGUUCCUCGGCAGAGAAUGACCAGGUGAUAAUUCCAGGGGCAGUCUUUUGGGUCCUGUGCUAUCAAUGAGCGCACCUAAUUGUGCCCCAACUGCCAGAGGCCCUUCAUCACAGUGACUUAGUAGGAGAGAUUCAUUCAGAUGUUUCUGACAGGGACAAUGGGCCCGCUUGGGGACCAAGUUCACAUGCUGCCCAGCUGGCUGGCUAUGGCGGAGCAAGUCUGCUUUCAUAGUUUCCGAGUGGGGUUAUGACAUAUGUAGGACCAGCAUAUGGGUUCAUGUUGAAUUAAGUGUUCACCUCGAUAAGGAUCAGUCAGUCUCGUGUUCACUCCCCGAGAUGUUUAAUUACGGGCUCUCCCAAGGUAUCCUGGUAGCAUCUACCAUAUUUCAUCGCAUCUGUGAUUUCUUUGAUUAUUAGAUACGCUAUUAUUUUAUGUAUCAUUAAAGCAAAUACUUCCAAUUAAACUAUAUCAUAUCAGCAGUUUCAGAGA
Eubalaena glacialis (North Atlantic right whale) is the source of this 5887-nucleotide messenger RNA. RefSeq names its product kinesin family member 13A (gene KIF13A). Gene Ontology annotation, molecular function: ATP binding; microtubule motor activity; cell adhesion molecule binding. Gene Ontology annotation, biological process: regulation of protein localization; microtubule-based movement. The record is from RefSeq and is a predicted model, not a curated record. Gene Ontology annotation, cellular component: adherens junction. Lineage: Eukaryota; Metazoa; Chordata; Mammalia; Artiodactyla; Balaenidae.